Corythoichthys intestinalis (scribbled pipefish) is the source of this 5501-nucleotide messenger RNA. It is a transcript of the gene fitm2, whose product is annotated as fat storage inducing transmembrane protein 2. Bases 60 to 842 code for a protein of 260 amino acids. Gene Ontology annotation, molecular function: coenzyme A diphosphatase activity. The transcript has 2 exons. Lineage: Eukaryota; Metazoa; Chordata; Actinopteri; Syngnathiformes; Syngnathidae. Gene Ontology annotation, biological process: lipid storage; phospholipid biosynthetic process; lipid droplet organization. The record is from RefSeq and is a predicted model, not a curated record. Gene Ontology annotation, cellular component: endoplasmic reticulum membrane.
CACCAUGUCAACAUUUCCUAGUCACGCGAAGAAGUCCAGCCCGGUCGCAAAGUGUCAACAUGGCGGCGGUGGACGUCGUCGUGUGCAAUUUGGUAACUCUUUGGAGGAUACCGGCCGUCAGAAACAAAUUCCCGUGGAUGUUUUUGGUCAUUUCUGUCGUGGGCUCCAUUCUUAAAGAAUCCCAACUCGUGCCGGACACUUACUUCAGCAGCAGCAGAAAUGUCCUCAACGUGUAUUUUGUCAAGGUGUCGUGGGGUUGGACGCUACUGCUGCUGACUCCCUUCCUCCUCCUCUCCAAUGCAGCCUUUAGCCGCAACGCCGCCUUCCUGGCUAGACGGCUCCUCUCGCUUGUGGUGGCCACGGCCGUGUGGUACUCAUGCACUCAGACCUUCUUUUACAUCGAGGAUGCGACCGGCUCAUGUUUUAAAACGGUCUCAAUGGACAGGAUUGAUAACCGGUUUGCGUCCAAAGCCGAAUGCAGGCAGGCCGGCUACUUCUGGCACGGCUACGACAUCUCGGGACACUCCUUCAUACUGACCUACUCGGCCCUCUUUAUUGUGGAGGAAACGGCGCCCAUGGCGUGCCUGAAGACUGCUAGCUGGUCGGCGCUACAGAGGGUAGUCCUCAACUUUUUGUACGUGGCGCUCAACCUCCUUGUCAUCAUAUGGGUGUGGAUGUUCAUCUGCACCUCGGUUUAUUUCCACGACCUUUCGCAUAAGGUGCUGGGAACUGCGACUGGGCUGCUGGCGUGGUACUUGACAUAUCGCCUUUGGUACCAUAAAUCCUGGUCGCCGGGACUCCCGCCGCAGCGCAAACUCAGAGAACAGAAACGGCACCCAUAAAUGUGCUUUGCGUUUUAAGUUAUUGGGAAGUCAUUUUGUGUAAGACGUCUCUCAACUGCCACUGUGGUGUAUUAUAUGUACAAGUGCUUCUCUGUUUUUAACCAGCACUACGUCUUUAUUUGAAUUAUGAAAUAUAACGCUACAGUUGAAGUUGCAACUUAAAAACAAUAAAUUUGUUGAAUUUUUUUCCCUCCGAAGAAUCAGGAAAUAAAUUAGUUCCUUAUCAUUAUUAUUACGUAUUUCAAAUUAACAGUGCAAAAACUACGCAAGGGCCAAUGAUUUUUGUUAAAGUUUCAAUGAUUAAUAAAUAAUUAUUGAUUAAUUAGAUAACACUGGUCAACAAAAACAAAUCGCCACAUUGAUGCAAAUACUUGAUUUUACGUAAUUGGGAAGCGCUGAAUCCAAUUUUUUUUUUUUUUUUGCAAGUUCAGUUUUUCUUUUAAAUUCUUAUGCAAAGCGAUAUUUUUGUAAGAUAGCACUUAAUCAAAAUCGCCCAAAGUAAUAAUAUCCAUCCAUCCUACAUUUCUAGCAAAAUAAGAUCUGUCAUGCCAUGUUUUAGAGACAACAGCAGACACGGGAGAACAGCAAUAGGGAAAAUUUGACAUGCUAUAAUGUACUGCUGUCAAAGUGCUCCAAUAUGUGAAAAUCAUCAACUAUGACAAGCUAAUUUUUAUGAUUCAGAAAAAUGUAUUUACGUCUGCAAUGGACUAAUAAGUUACACUAGUAUUGAGAGAAAGUAUUUGAAGAAUUUGUGUGAAAAUUAAAUACAGGGGAACACAUUAGGGCAGAUUUGAAGUCAGUGACCCAAAAUUGUAUCAAAUAAGAAAAAAGUGCUGACCAGUGUAAUCACUUAUGGUACUUGUUGAUUAAUCGUCGCACUUCUAUAUUAUAGUAAGUGGCGGGGGAUAGGGACCAAGCCAUGCCGCUAAUGAAGGAAAUGGAUGCCCUCUAAAAUUGCUGUACUGAUACAGCAGCGAAUUAUAUAAUCGAUUAAGCAUUUAAAAGUUUGAAAACUUCAUUUCCAUCCCAUUAUUGAAAAACAUUUCAGAUUGACAGUGCAAAAAAAAAUUCACAAAUGGAUUCUGGUUCAGACAACAGUUAAAAAUAUAUCUUCGUGUAAAGUUAUUGCAAAUGUUUCCAAGUUGUUUUGAGAAAAAACAAACUGUACCAGCGAGCUUUUGUGGAGGAUGACGGAUAUAUGAGAAUAUUUGCUAUUGAGGGGCUGAAAUAAUUGACUUAAACUACAAACCGGAUCCUCAAAAUGUUGGGAAAUUACACACAUUAUGAAUAAAAGUGAAAUGCAAUGAUUUGGAAGCACCAAAUGUCAAUAUUCAGAAAGGAACACAUGACAGUUCAAACGUAUUAAAGUGACAAAAUGUAUAAUUGUAAGAAAAAAAUAUAUUAAUUUUUAAUUCCAUCGUGUCAACAAAUCUCAAAUUGUUGAGACAAGGCAAUUUUCACCAUUGAGGCAUUCCGUUGUCUUACAGCAUUCUGCAAACGUCUGUGGCCUAUACUACGAAGCCGGUUUUCUGGCUUAGCAGGGUAACUUCGAGAGUAACUUUAUCACGUGCGACGUAAGUUCGCGGCUAUGCGAGACUACGAAAGGUGGAUAUGUUGGAACCGAGAAGUGUUGCCAUGGCAACACAUGCCACACGCCAAACCUGGUCGUGUCAGAGUUAGAUCUUGCUUAACAUCAGGAUUCCAAUUAACCACGGUCUAUUUAAACAGCACUCCUCCGCGGACGUGUCUUCCUGACAAUGACAGCGUACUUGGACGACCCAUACGACAUUGGCGCGCGGAUUGUGAGGGGCUCUCUCCGGAGGGCACGGGUAUUUCGGGACCUCCAGAAUCCGCUGGCGUACCCGGAAGAUGUUCUCCAUGAAAGAUAUAGAUUUUCAGCUGAGGGAAUUCUUUACCUGUGCCAACUGAUCUAGGCAGACGUCACUAAUGUAACCCGCCGAGUCAGGCCCUCACAACCGCGCAGAUUGUGUGUGCCUGUCCGUGCGCUCUUUCGCCAGGGACAAUAUAUGUAUUCCAUCGGUGAUGCUGAAUAUCUGCGUAAGAACACUGUAUGCCGUGCGAUUCGGAGUGGGGUAUGGAAACGCUUCAAAUUGAUGCAUUUAUAAUAAUCAUAGAAAUAUGUAGACUAUAUAAACAUUGAGAAAACUUGCGUUUUUUUCUGCCAACUCGAGGAGAUUAAAUUAAAUGUCAAAUCCACUGAUAGGACAGACGCACAAAUAUAAAAGAUAUACAUGUUUAUUGAAUAUGCAUCUUACAGUCUUGUUUAACUGUGAAAAAUCGUUACAAAAGACGGGCUUUUAUUUACGCAACAACGCAUGGCAUCCCCGCAUUUCCUUCUUCUCCUGAAUCCUCACAAAUAUAACAUAAUUUUUUUUUGUCGGGCUCGGGGCUGCAAAUCAAGUUUAUUGAUCGGACUCGGGUCGAGUCGGGCUGGAUUUUUUAGGCCCAAACUAAAAAAAAAAAAAAACAUACGUAUUCGUACAGUCAAGGGGACUAAACAUACAAUCAUCCUUUUUCGUGUGAUGAUGCGUGACAAUUAUUUCUUACUGUUAAUGUACCAAAUCUUAUUUUAUUGUCCUGACAGCAAGCUUUAUUUCUUUUCAUGGACAUAAGUAAACUGGCAUAUUGACGCAUUCACAAAUCACACGAUCUGUAAAUUCGCUGUCAACAGACCCGUUGCGCUCUACUCGCCGAAGCGGUGUUGGAUUUCGCGGUGAGGGUGGAUUUUAAUUCCUCAUAAUUCCGCAUGAUCAUCGCGCAUUCCUCCUCCGUGAAGUAAGGUGCCCGUGCCAUCGUCACAAGUAGUGUUUGACUCUGGUCACCGCCCCCUUUUAUGUGAACGCGCAGUAACUCUGACUGGGUUGACACAGGUUCGACUAAUCAACCUCAUAAUCAGCGUCGUAGCACCGAUUGACCACAAACUAGACAACCAGGUUUUGUCAACUCCGGUUACCCGCUAGUAAACUGGAUUACUUCUGGGGAGGUUGAACUCCGUUCGUAGUAUAGGCCACUGGUUAAAUACCUACAUUUAACUGUUCAACUGCUGAAAAAAAUCACCCAACUAGAGGCUCUUCUCAAGACUGCAAAGUUUUUGGAGUGUGUUAUGAGUACCACUUGUGGCACACAAAAGGAUCACUGCAUGACACUGAAAUUCCACUAUUUUUUAUUUUAACUUCAUUUUCAACUGUACUGUAUUUUUAAUGAUAGUCAUUGGAUUUGUUUGCUUGCAAAAUAUUUGGGUGGGUAUAACUUGGUGCUUGAUGUUCGACAACCCUUGAAUUACUUUUGUAUUAUACAGGGCUUUGUCGCCAUCUCAGGACGUUUCAGAAAGCAGAAAAAGAAUUUGUGCGUGUUUUUUUGUUUUGUUACAUUUUUUUUGCUAAAAACUAGGGCCUUUCCCACGCUUCCCUCUUCUCAAAUACACAAAUAGAUUAUUUAUGAGUUGUAGUCCAGUCAUAUAUUUGUAUGCUCUCUUAGCAUCAGUCAACUGACAGUAAAGUUUCUGUUUGCACUUUUGCAUGUGCCAAAAACAUUCAUUAAAUGUUUGAAUACAUUGAAAAUGGUUCAGAUUACUUUGUCAUUUUAAUAACCGCCUUGUUGGCAAGUAGCAGAAAAAAAAAAAUUUUACCUAAUAACUCUUCAUGUUGAAUUUAAAACAAUACAUUAACACAUUCUAUCACCAAUUUGCCAUAUGUUUAAUUUACAACAUAACAGAAAUGAGUAAUUAGUCCAUUUAAUUCGUAAUAAUUACGCUGGUCAUCAGAGAUUCGGGCAUUUCCUGAUUGCCUCUGGUCAAACUUGGCCUGGCUAGUCCUAAAAAUAAUAAAAAAUGCAAUAAGUGGGUGAAUUCCCGAGUACACAUAACUGGCCUUGGCGAAAAAAAACAUUUAAGCCCCUUAAUCAUCCAGAAAUUUACUCAAGUACAAGUAAAGCAUUUGUUGAAAAGAAUACUCAAGUGACGAGUAACAUUGUGAGUUAACUGCUUACAAUGUUUGAUAUUUUUAAAUCAUGGUAUAUUUCUUUUCUCAGCACAACUUCAUCGAUAUGAACCGUUAUUAUUAUACUGUAUUAUAACCUAUUACAUGACCAUAAUAGGCCAAAAUGCUGACACAAAAAUCACCGAAUUCAGAACAAAAUAUGAAACGGCAACUGUCCAAAGAGCAUGAGUGCCCUCUAGUGGAGAAAAAAAUAUUGUUAACGCUGAUUGGUGUAAUUGAUUCAUGUGGUUAUUGUUUCGACGUCUCAUUGGUGAAACAGAGGCCACUGUCGGCAUCUCUGGCAAUAAUAAAGUGACUAUCAAGAAUAAAGGCGAAAAAUGUAAUUACUCUGGUGCAGCCCAAAGUAGUGGAGUAAGAGUAGUGUUUCUUCACAAAUCUACUCAAAGUAAAGUAUUCCGUGGUAAAACUAAGACGCACAUUUUUCUCAAAGUUACUCAAGUAAAUGUAACUGAGUAAGUGUAACGCAUUACUUCCCUUUCUGGGUACUGGACGUGCUGGUAGUGAAACAAGCAUUUCUGGACUACUUAGCAGGGAGGGAAGAUUUAGAACAAAUACAGUACUUAUUUGUUGUGAAGUUGUGCAGGGGUUCUUGUCAAUCCCGUUCAAAUAAGUUACUGUAAAUAGUCACCUGCUCAUCUCC